AUGUCCACUAGCGCAAGACCGGAGAUGGCGUCUACUAGUGGGCGUCGCAGACGGCUAGUGGCCAUCAUUCAAUCAGUGGGAAUACAAUAUCUGGAAACCAUUUUCGAUAUUCUAAAAGCCAGCAUCUGGGCUAUGGGCGACAACCGUCCUGAUCCCAGCCAGGAUUUGCUUUCGGUUUCUAUCACAACUACUCGCUCACUCUGGUCGCAUGACGACGUCCAGAGCAGCGCUGACUGA
Messenger RNA from Aspergillus ochraceoroseus IBT 24754, 237 nucleotides. RefSeq lists its product as uncharacterized. The record is from RefSeq and is a predicted model, not a curated record. Lineage: Eukaryota; Fungi; Ascomycota; Eurotiomycetes; Eurotiales; Aspergillaceae. The transcript is spliced from 2 exons. Bases 1 to 237 code for a protein of 78 amino acids.